Messenger RNA from Exophiala oligosperma, 633 nucleotides. RefSeq lists its product as uncharacterized. The record is from RefSeq and is a predicted model, not a curated record. The coding region runs from base 1 to 633 and encodes 210 amino acids. The transcript has a single exon. Lineage: Eukaryota; Fungi; Ascomycota; Eurotiomycetes; Chaetothyriales; Herpotrichiellaceae.
AUGAAGUCAGAAACAGCUUCCCCAAAGGGUGGCCCUAAGGACACCAAAAUAGAGCCGAGACGGGAGCGUAAGAGGAGGCAAGAUCGUGAAUCACAGCGAAUGAGUCGGAUAAGGACAAAGGAAUACAUCGAACAUCUCGAGACGCUAGUCCACAGUCUAAUUGCCGUCAACUUGGAUGAGAAGAUGGCCAAUAUGCGUAAACUGCUCGACGAAACAUUUGGCGAAAACCAACGGCUCAGGGCACGACUUGCCACAGUCCGUCGAAUCGCCGGCGAGGAUGAAGAACAGCUCACGAAGCCGGAGGACGCCUCAGACAGGUCAGCUUUGACUCCCGUCAGCAGAGUAGACAGCACCAGUGGUGAGCGUCACGAUGCGAGCUCGAGUCCCGAGACACCGGCGACCGUUGCGGGAGUUCCGCUCAGCUACAAGACGAGCCAAAAAGUUGACAUGAUAUCUCCUGACUAUACGAUCUUUAUGGAUCGUACGUCAAAUUACUGCUCGUGCGCAGCCAACAACAGCACAUUAGACACAACUUCGAAUAUGUACAGCCUUCCCGAAGUGGAUUUUUUGUCACAGGGAGAAAUCGACAACCUGUUCAAGGGCGCUCUAGACUUCGAAUGUCAUCAUGUGUGA